CGCCUCCCUCCUGCUAGUUCCCCCUCCCCUCCGGCUCCCGGCCGCCAGUCGGAGCGAAGAUGGCGAAGACCUACGACUAUCUCUUCAAGCUGCUUCUCAUCGGCGACUCCGGCGUGGGCAAGACCUGCCUGCUCUUCCGCUUCAGCGAGGACGCCUUCAACACCACCUUCAUCUCCACCAUCGGAAUUGAUUUUAAAAUCAGAACAAUAGAACUAGAUGGGAAGAAAAUCAAACUACAGAUAUGGGAUACUGCUGGUCAGGAAAGAUUCCGCACCAUUACAACUGCAUACUACAGAGGAGCCAUGGGUAUUAUGCUGGUUUAUGAUAUCACAAAUGAGAAGUCCUUCGACAACAUUAAAAACUGGAUAAGAAACAUAGAAGAGCAUGCAUCUUCAGAUGUAGAAAGAAUGAUCCUGGGUAAUAAAUGUGAUAUGAAUGAGAAAAGACAAGUUUCAAAAGAAAAAGGAGAAAAGUUAGCAAUUGAUUAUGGAAUCAAAUUUCUGGAGACAAGUGCAAAAUCGAGCAUAAAUGUGGAAGAGGCUUUCUUCACCCUUGCACGGGAUAUCAUGACAAAACUCAACAAAAAAAUGAAUGACAACAGUUCAGCAGGUGCAGGUGGGCCAGUGAAAAUAAUGGAAAACAGAUCAAAGAAGAGCAGCUUCUUUCGAUGCACACUGCUUUGAUGAACUCCUAAUAAUAGACUGCAGCAUACCUAGAGAGAGAGAAAACCCUUUUCCUGCUUCUCUGAAAGCACAGGCUCAUCUGGCCUCAGAGCUGUUACCACCAGGCUGCUGCUGAGAGCUCUGUUUGAAUGUAGAGUGUGCUAAACCAAGAGAGAAAAGGAUUUUGGUUCGCUCUGCUUCUCAGCAAGUCGGGCUCCCUCUUCUCAAACACGGAAGCUGUGAAGUUGAGAGACACAUGUGCAGGAGCUAAAUCUUCUUUAUUACUUUGUUUCACUGCCUGCUUCAAAAGCUGCUAAGUUUUUCUUUGCACACUCAUAUUUGCCCUCUGUUGCCUGCUAGAGCACAGUCUUAGCACUUGUCUUUGCACAGCUUUCUUUCUUUUCGUUCUGGUAAGCAUUCCCCAGCAUUCCUCCCCCCAGCUGUAGUAUAAAGGGAUAAGAUUGGAUCCCACACUGAAUACAGAGGGCAUGGUCAUAGAUACAGCACCCAUGCUCAGAGCGUCGCCAUAGAGCCAAUAGAAUUCUGCCUACAAUUAUUCAUGGGCAUCAUAAGAGGCCCUUAGAACUCUGUGUGCUUCCUAUAUCCUCAACCAGUUGCCCUCCUCAACUCAGUGUAAUUUACUUGUGCUCUGUCAAGGCAAAAGGGAGGGCUAGAUGGCAUGUAGGCAUAGACUUCCCACCAACACUGUGGCUUCUCAAUCUGCCUUGUGUACUUAAUAAGAAGGGGCAGGAGGGCUGAAAGCCCUGCACUUGGUGGCCUAGAAUAUGGCCCUAGUAUUUUUCUCAGGCAUAGAAAUAUGUCUGCAACAUAAAUGUGGUUUUGUAGCCUGGUGCUGGAAAGCUUAACACCCCAGGCACUUUAAAUUUCUAUUUGGGCUUGCCACUUUUGUUUGACAAAUACACAGAUCUGUUUGUAUGGAAAUGAACUUUUUUUUCUGAAUGUACGGUGUUGCAUUUCUAUGUACAGAAGGUGUACUGGAACCACUUACAGUUAUCUCUUACAUCAAUCCAAUUUCACUUCUAUUUCCUGCUGUAUUCAGUUGAACUGCAAGGCGCUCAGUUCUCUGUUAAAUGCAACUAUUCCUGUAUCUAAAGGUUCCUGUUUCAGCCUGUUGAAUAUUAAUAGAAAAAGCACACACAGCACGUGUAACUAUCCCAUCUAGCUUUUAGUCCCUUUUUCAAAAAGCAUAGUCACUGUCCUCCUGAUAAUGACCUUCCAUGAAUCUUGAGGCAACUGGUGUUGGUUCAAACAUUUAGAACAGAUAUAAACUUAGCUGCCUUUCUCACUUAACUGAGACUCCCAUACCAGCCUAUUUCACCACUAUUUAAAUUAUUUAUAAAACGUUGAGUUACUUCAAAUACAGGUGCUUUAGUUCUAUUGAUGUGCCAAACAUGGACCUUUGUAAGUUAAAACCUAUCUCAACACAACCUUGAUGACACCACAGCUCCAUGAGCCGCUGUUGUGAAACUUGUCCCAUUAGCUAGCCAAACAGGCACACAACGUUGCUUUGUUUUAGAGGGUCAAAUGUCAAUAUGAUUCUAAGCAUAUCUUACGUCAUUCAAGGUGAAUAGGUUGGCCACUGGCACUCUGUAACAUAACAUUGGUUUUUAUGUUGAACAGGUUAGGAAAAAAACAUUCCUGUGGAGUUGUGAAUUUUUGCACACUCUUCCUGCCCCUCUGUUUAUAAUCCUAACAAUAUUGCUCUAAUUACCUCUUGGAUUGCAGCAUCUGGGUUGAUGCAUGGAAAGAGGAGUGUAUCCAGCAGGAAUAUUAAGCAGCAAAACACAAAUAUGUCUGGUUGCUGUGGGUCCCAUGCUUGGACUAAAGUGUUGUGGUUCUUGCUUUAUAACACAAAGUGCUUUUUGGGGGGCAAGUGUGACUCCACCCACGAUGAAUGUCCAUCUUUUUUCACGUCUGACUUCUUUGUAUUGUAAUCUGUAUCUCAGGGGGUUUGUCUGAAAGCCAAAACUGACAAGUUCUGUGGUUCCUUUUGGCAGAUUUUCUUUGCUUAUGUUUCCUCUUUGUUGGCAUCAUACUUCAUAUCUUGGUUCUAUGUACGAACAUUUAGUCUCUAUGAACUUCCCUUUGAGAGAGCCUGUAACUAGUUGAAUUUAUAUAAAGUGCUUCUUGAAGCAGCAGCAAAUUGGGGUAUCUACUCUGUUUUAUUUUGAAAAAAUCUUGCUAUUUUCUUACUUCUAGCUGUGCUAAAAUGUACAUAAUUUGAGUAAGACCAUAGGAAAUUCACUUUAAGAUUGGUGUAAGGAUGCCACACACAGUUCACUUUCCCUCAUUGUUAAUAUUGUUAAUAUUUAGUUUUAACCUGUCAAAAUAUUAGUGACAGAAUAGUCUGUUCCCUGCUGAAGUUCUGAAAAUAUGUUUCAUAUGGAAACAACUUUAGUCUUAAGGAAAUGUUGUUAUAGCCUUUGCAGCAGUAUUAAGUGCUAUGGCUGCACUUCAAACUUUUCAUAAUGGUUGAUUUAGCCCAUUUUUCUACAAAUAAUAUGCCUUGUCAAACGGCAUUUUAAAUUGUAAAUCAGCUGGUUGUCCACAUCAACUUAUUUCCUUGAGUGCUCUAGGCAAACAGGCAAACUAUGAUGGUAUGGGACUGCCUUUGCCUUCAUUGCUUGAUGCAAACAUUUCUUACCCCAGAACAAGUCUUGUGUUGGGUGUUAACCCUGCAAAAGACAACAUUCUUCCAUUUAGCUAAUAGUUGGUUAAGAUUCCCCAACUGUGUCUUUUCUUCGUGAUACAAUACAUUUGGCCUUGCUCUACAGAACUCACCCAUGAAGGGUAAUCCUUGAUACGCUUUCCAGAGCAGAAAGCAUACACACUCUUUCCAUUCUUAAUUUUUUUGUCGUUUACUACUGACUUUCUAAAAAGAGAGUGCAAUUUUAAAACAUGCAUCUGUGCUUAGCUAAAUUUGUUGAUCCAUCAAAGCAUUGUCUCUCCUCCAGUUGACAUUUUAUAGCUUACAUGCUUGGUUUUAAGUUUCAUACAUCUGGUUAGACUUUGAUUCCUGUGUGGCAUAUGAAAUAUAAUCUCUUUUUGAACUUGGUGUUCUCUCUGUACCAUACUUGUAAAAUACUUGCUAGCCUUUUUUGAGAAGUGUUGUUUUUUUAAAAUAAAUGGGGUAUUUACCUGUCCCAAGUGCAUUCCCACUUCUCACUUACUUGCAAAUUCAAUGAAUAAAGUCCAUUAAUUCUGCUAGCCAAAAUGGAUGUUGUGUUAGACUUUUUUAAAUUCUGUCAUCAACUGGUCUGUAACAACUUGAGAGGCUUGAGACAGUAGAUAAAUGUGCAAACGUGUUUGGUAAUUAUGGAAAGGCUUGAUUUAGAGUGAGUGCAAUAUUUGUAAGGCUAAAGACUGAAGGGGCUAACAGUAAGUCUGGUGUCACCAUAUUCUAGUCUUAUGCCUUUCAUUUUAAAAUACAGUACAUGUCAAUACAGGGCUUCUUGUAUAAGUUUCCCUACCUUAAGGGGAAUUUGUAGUGUGUUCCUAUGGCCUUACAAGUUUAUUUUUCUGCCCAAAUAUCAUGUUUCUCCCUUGAACUUACAAUUUUAAUGAGACAUACUAAAUUCUGAGAAAUAAAGCAUGAUCCAGAAGAGCCUAAUUUUUACAUAAUUAUUCUGCCACGUGUGAAGCACAUAUUAUCAAUACUCCAAAAGCAUAAGAUGGAAAAGCUCCGGCAGAUAAUGUGAACUUGUCAUGUGGUUAACUUGUGAACUUAAUCAUUAACUGUGUAUUGAUACUGUGUAAAAAAUAAAAAAGACAAAGGGGGAGGGAUAAUAUUUCAAGUGAACUCUUUUAUAACUGCGUCUCAAAUAAAAUUACAUAAUUAAAUGUUAAGUUUUUUAUGAAAUACACAGUGUGAUCAAACAAGUUCUGUAGUGCAUUAUCAUUCUGCCUGAUGCAUGCUGAUGGGAGUAAAAAGAAGAAAGAACUCUCCUGAAACUGAAUGGAUUGAUUGAACAACCUUUGUCAAAUAAUUCAGGGCAUACCUUUGCUUAACCCUGAUCGCACACCAUUUUCAGAACUGCACUCAGAAAAAGUAACACAUAUUAGAUCUACAUCCCUGUCCAAAUGUUGAAUUACAAUGCCCAUCAACCCUUACUCUUUGCUGGAGCUGAUGGGAGUUUUCUUGCAGCAUUUGGAGAGUCAGAGGUUCCCUAUCCUUUGUCUACUACUGCGUCUCCCAAGAGCUUUUUCCCCCUAUCCCUGUCUGGAGAUGCCAAGAUACUGAGUCUGUGACUGUCUAUGUGCAAAUUGUCUACUCUGCCUCUCAGCUACAGACUUCUCUCUUCAGUCUUCUGUGAAUGAACUACUUCCUGCUUCAAUUUAUUCCAAUGUGAAAAUCUGUAAAAGGUGACUGAUACAAACAUGGUCUCCAGAUACAUUGCAUUAAUAUAAGGAUUCUGCUAGUACAGUCACUGCUGGUUUGAAAUACAGCAGAAUAUUGUUACUUUUGGCGAACAAAAGGAUAACCUUUUGCAAAUUCCUUUCAGGGUAACUGAUAUACAAAGCUGCUUAGGGAGCAUGCAGCCCCGCUGAAUCUUCAGACAAGUGGCUAAAGUUGGAAAGGAAAACUGGCAGCCGUUUCCAUGCUUGCUGCAAGACUUCUGUACUAGGAUAGCUAGUACUUGAUUGCAGCCUAUCAAUAUAUUUUGUCUUGCUUCCACUUCCCUGCUCUUUCUGUUAAAAUUAUUUGGAGGCAUUCCCAUUUUUUAUCUUGGCAAUAAUCUUGUUUAGGUUGAGUGUGAGAGUGACCUAAACAGCUUCAUGGCUGAGCAGGGAGAAUUGUGUGUUGAGCUUAGAACUAGAGAGAAGCAUUUACACUGACUUCGAAGUGUGAGAGAAGCUGCGAUCUUUACUACUUAAUCCCAUGUGUUUGGUUCCCUUCUGUAACACAGCACCAAAGUAUCCCCUUCCAGCUGGUGAAGGCUGCCUGCCAGAAGUCAGUGGUUUGAAAACCCUCUAUUCCACAACAGUAGCUUAUCUGCUAUUAAUGUAUUGCUAACCUAGUUUGGGCUUAAUGAGUAGUGUUACAAAGGAGCAGCAAAGGGCAUGCUUGCAUACAGUAGGAAUAUCCCCACGCUGGUAGGCUUGAAGACUCAUCCCCUUUUCUAAAAGUAUCAUGCUCAGGUUUUUUUUUAACCCUGCCAGAACAUCUAUAUGAAGCUGUGGGGAGUGGUCAUUAGGAGUUUGGGGCUGAGGUUUCAUCAGUAUAUGGCUGAAACCCUUUUGUAGAGCAGGGGUGUUUAAAGGUUCUGGACUUCAGUUGGUUUGACAGCUAUGCCCUGUUCCUGGAUCGGAAGAAUUUGGCUACUUCAGUCAUGCAUUGGUAACCUUGCAGGUAGACAAUGGCCACAGCACCCCAUCCCAUAAUUAUGUAUUUACAGCAAUUCCAGCAGCAUUUAAUUAGCUAGACCUGGGGGGGGGUGUCCAGAGGGAAGGAGUCAGACAUUACUGCAAGUAUGAUCCCAUAAUAAAAUUUAUAAAAUUAUAUCGGUCCAAGCAUAUAUUUGAAAGGCAUAUUUAUUAUUUUUAUUCAUGGCAAUAAUAUGAACCGACCUGGACCCCGUGAUCGUCAUCUGAGGCCCUUCAUGUGCCUCUGUGAGAGGUCCAGAAGAUGGCAACCUGAGAACAUGGCCUUUUCUGCAGUGGCUCGCAAAAUCUUUAGGCGCCCAGCAAAAAUAUUUCUCUUCAGCCAGGCAGUCGGCUGAUUAACAUUCUAUGGAUUUUAAAUGUGUUUCUGGGAGGGAGGUUAU
Messenger RNA from Zootoca vivipara (common lizard), 6448 nucleotides. RefSeq names its product RAB8B, member RAS oncogene family (gene RAB8B). NCBI's taxonomy places the organism in Eukaryota, Metazoa, Chordata, Lepidosauria, Squamata, Lacertidae. Gene Ontology annotation, molecular function: GTPase activity; GTP binding. The record is from RefSeq and is a predicted model, not a curated record.